CGUAGUCUAGCUAUUGACAACAGUGGGCGCGAUCCAUAGGCGGCGAGGAGAUUGUCAACCAGUGAGAAGAGCAUGGUCGCCAGUGCUGUCCUCGUUGUGUGCCGGUACAUGGAGACGGUGAACGGGUUGCGGCGUGCGGGUGGGAGGGGGAGGGGGAGGAGGGAGGCCGCCAUAGCCUAGGCAAUGGCAGACGUCUGUACAUCGUCCGGUCUAUCAGAUGCUCCUUUCCUGUUGUCCAACGCAAUUGUUGCUGGUGUUCUGCUCAGGGACUCACCGCGAUGGUGGAUGAAAAGACGAACGGGCGGGACGUGGCGAGACUUGGACAUUGUAGACGACGCGAUGGAUGAAUAUUUCCAUGACAAGCUUCGAAUGUCGAGGGCCAUAUUCGGGGACAUUGUUGCAGCUUGCAGUCCAUUCAUCGACCGUAGGCUGACGCACUACCGCGAGCCCUUGCAGACAGACCUUAUCGUCGCCUUCGCGUUAUACCGGUUGGCCACGGGGGAGACGUUUGAGAAUGCUUCGUCGAGCUUUGGCAUCGGCAGGUCGUUCGGGGUGACGGCCGUCAUGGACGUCGCCAACGCAAUACUGGCUGCAUAUCCAGACAAAGUCGCCAUGCUGUCCGGUCGUCGGCUGCUGCAAGUGACCCGAGCAUUCGGAGCAAAGGGUUUCCCUAAUUGUUUCGGCGCAAUCGAUUGCACGCACGUGUACGUGGACAAGCCCGCCAACGCACCAUCCGAGAACUACUUCGAUCGAAAACAUCAGUUCUCGGUCGUCGCCCAAGUUGUCGUCGACCUCGACAUGAGAAUUCUCGAUGUGUUCAUGGGCCACCCGGGGAGCGUCCAUGACCAGCAGGUUUUGAGAAAUUCUUCACUCUUUCGACGUGCGGAUGUGGGCGAGCUCUUCGUCUCGGAACUUGUUCUGCUGCCAGGGGGGGUGUCCACAACAGAGUACCUGCUUGGGGACAAUGGCUACUCGCCGAGAACGUGGAUGGUGGUCCCCUACGGGGGGACAGACCAAGCAGGGGACAUCGGAUUGUUUGACACGCGGCAGAAGACGACGAGAGGAGUCGUGGAGAGGGCUUUCGGGCGUUUGAAGGGGAUAUGGAGGUUGUUCCUUCGCCAUCACAAGACUAACAUGGAUAAUCUGCCUCAACAAUUUUUGGCUGUUUGUAUUAUCCACAACUUGUUGCUUGAGGCGGGCAUACCGUUUGACAACUCGGUCCUGCUCGAGCCGGACGAGAACGGCAAUCUGGUUCGUGUCGAUCUGGGGUUGCAAGAUCCGCCACGACCAGUGUCGCAAUCGGGCGCAACCGACGCUGCCGUGGCUUUACGUGACGGGUUACGUGUGCGAAUGAUGAACUGAAUCUUUGGGUGUGCGGACGACGGUCAUGUUCGGUAUCUAUGGGUGUGUCGAUUACAGGGUUUACUGCUUUAGACGGCGCCAGUUCCCUUUUUUGGCGCGUGUGGUCGUCAGCGGGGGGAAUGGCCCGAUCAUGCAUCGCUAAAUCGGCGUGUUUAUGUGAUGACAAUUCGUUGAUUUUAUCUCCCGCGUUCAUGUUCUAGUUUUUUAUAUAAGUGAACAUUUUGUGUCUUCCUUUCAAAAACUCAUCAUCCUUUCUUAUCCUAUUGAUAUUCCGCGUGGACGGUAAAUGUAUUUCAAUCUGUGUCUUUUUUUCCCAAAAGAUAACAACUAUGUGUGUUCAUUUGCUUUCUCAGUUUUACAAUC
Molecule: messenger RNA, 1725 nt
Organism: Chara braunii
Lineage: Eukaryota; Viridiplantae; Streptophyta; Charophyceae; Charales; Characeae
Source: the annotation of a GenBank genome assembly